Molecule: messenger RNA, 1304 nt
Organism: Galeopterus variegatus (Sunda flying lemur)
Lineage: Eukaryota; Metazoa; Chordata; Mammalia; Dermoptera; Cynocephalidae
Gene: CCDC90B
Product: coiled-coil domain containing 90B
Exons: 9
Coding region: 379-1143 (254 amino acids)
Cellular component (GO): mitochondrion
Source: RefSeq, a predicted model, not a curated record
GACUCAAGCGUGUAAUGGUCUCUGGCUAUCUAAGAAGACUCUGCUGUUGGAUUGUGCCUCACUGCCAGGAAACGGGCGCCGGAAGGUUCUCUGACGAGAUCUCGCUUUCUUCGGGCGGUAACGGCGUGCACAGGUCGGGAAGGGGUGGUGGGGGAAGCGGAACAGCUCCGAACCAUGCUAGGGAACCGUGGGUCCGUCUGUGAAGAGGCCCAGCUUCGCGGGACCGCGGUUCGAGCCUGCGCUGGGCGGUGGUCUUGUGACGGACGGAAAACUACAUUUCCCAGCAUUCUUGCGGUGCCAGAACUACCUUGCCCGAAAGCCUGAGCGAGUUCGCCCCGUCUUAACUCCUCCUCCCGCCAAUCGGAAAACUCUGAGGCCAUGAGGAUUGGCUGGGCUUGGAGGCUCCUGCGUUCUGAAGGCGUAGCGGGCCGCUGGGUAUCAACCCCCCGAGGGCGUUCCUCGCCGGUCGUGCGGAGAGACUUCUUCACCACCACAACCAAGGAAGGAUAUGAUAGGAGGCCAGUGGACAUAACUCCUUUAGAACAAAGGAAAUUAACUUUUGAUACCCAUGCAUUGAUUCAAGACUUGGAAACUCAUGGAUUUGACAAAACACAAGCAGAAACAAUUGUAUCAGCACUAUCCAUGUUAUCAAAUGUCAGCCUGGAUACUAUCUAUAAGGAGAUGGUCACUCAAACUCAACAGGAAAUAACAGUACAACAGCUAAUGGCUCACUUGGACUCCAUCAGGAAAGACAUGGUCAUUCUAGAGAAAAGUGAAUUUGCAAAUCUAAGAGCAGAGAAUGAGAAAAUGAAAAUUGAAUUAGACCAAGUUAAACAACAACUAAUAAAUGAAACCAGUCGAAUCAGAGCGGAUAAUAAACUAGACAUCAAUCUAGAAAGGAGCAGAGUAACAGAUAUGUUUACAGAUCAAGAAAAGCAACUUAUGGAAGCAACCACAGAGUUUACCAGAAAGGAUACCCAAACCAAAAGUAUUAUUUCAGAGACCAGUAAUAAAAUUGACACUGAAAUUGCUUCCUUAAAAACACUGAUGGAGUCUAACAAACUUGAGACAAUUCGUUAUCUUGCAGCCUCAGUGUUCACUUGCUUGGCGAUAGCUUUGGGAAUUUAUAGAAUCUGGAAGUAACAGUGAAACUACUGUUUAAUGCUCCUGCUUCUGCUGUUGACUUCUUAGAACAUUAAACCAGGAUAGAUUUACUUUGAACAUUGUCAGUUACAGCAGAAACGUACUUCAACAAGAUUAUUCAAAAGAUAUGGACUAAAGAAAAGUGUUUCAGAAUGGGAAAA